AUGUUCAGAGUUUCACAGCUCAUCAAGAGUUCGCACUCUUGUCGUGUAGGCUGCCAGGUUGGACAUCGCUGGUCUCAAGUCCACCGACCACUUUCCCGCCGAUAUGCCACCGUACAGCCAGUGGCGGCGGCUCAAAGACCACAGAUUCAAUUGAGAUCCUACCAAGAAGAAUGUAUCGAAGCCGUCCUACAACAUCUCGAACUUGGUCAGAAGCGUCUUGGAAUUUCUCUGGCUACUGGAAGCGGCAAGACGGUUAUCUUCAGUCACUUGAUUGAACGAGUCCCCGAACCAACGAGAGAAGCCACUCAGACCUUGAUCUUGGUCCAUCGCCGGGAGCUGGUAGAACAAGCAGCUCGUCAUUGCCAGAACAUCUAUCCUGACAAAACGAUCGAGAUUGAGAUGGGCUCAAGACAUGCCUCGGGCGUGGCUGAUAUUACAGUCGCCUCGAUCCAGAGCAUCAUGUCUGGCGAUCGUCUUGUCAAGUUCGAUCCCAAACGCUUCAAGCUUUUGCUCGUGGAUGAAGCACAUCACAUCGUCGCAACGAGGUACUUGGACGUUCUCAAGCAUUUUGGCCUCGACGAAGACUCACAANAGAUACCCAACCACCAAUGCCCCGCUUUGGUGGGUGUUUCUACAACCUUCUCUCGACACGAUGGUCUCAGACUCGGCGCCGCUAUUGAUCAGAUCGUCUAUCACAAAGACUACCUAGACAUGAUUGAGGGUGAGUGGCUGUCUACCGCUUCUUUCACCACAGUGCAAUCCGGAGCAGAUCUCAGCGAAGUAAGGUCUCUCGGGAAGCAGGGAGACUUCCAAACCGGUGACCUGUCCAAAGCUGUCAACAACAAUGAGACCAACCAAAUUACCGUUCAAGCGUGGCUUGCACAAGCUCAAGACAGGAAGGCCACUUUGGUCUUUUGUGUAGACCUGGCUCACGUCUCGAGUCUGACUGCAAUGUUUCGUCGCUUCGGCAUCGACGCCAGGUUCAUCACUAGUGACACGCCAAAGCAGACUCGAACUGAGCGCUUGGAUGCUUUCAAGAAUGGAGAGUUUCCUGUCCUACUGAACUGUGGCAUCUUCACAGAAGGUACUGACAUCCCGAACAUUGACUGUGUAUUGCUCGCUCGACCUACGAAAUCCCGCAAUCUCUUGGUACAGAUGAUCGGUCGAGGUCUGAGAUUGCAUCCUGGCAAACAGGGCUGCCACGUCAUUGAUAUGGUGGCGUCUUUGGAAACAGGAAUUGUGACUUCGCCAACCUUGUUCGGUCUUGAUCCAUCGGAAUUGGUAGAUCAUGCAGAUGUCGCAUCCAUGACUUCAACACGAGAGAAGCGUGAGAGGGAGAAGCUUCGCGAAGAGGAAGCUUCUUCAGCCAUGGGUCAGGUCUCUGCUAUUAAUGCAGGCGACAUGAAGAAUCUGGCUGGUAACAUCACGUUCACUCAUUAUGACUCGGUGAAUGAUCUGGUCGAGGACACUCGAGGUGAUGUCUACAUCAGGCAGAUCAGUCAAUUUGCCUGGGUCCAGAUCGACACUGACCGGUACAUCUUGUCGAGUGGUGGAGGUGAUACCUUGAAGAUCCACCGAGACGACACCACGGAUGAACGACCUUGGCUUGUCACGAGUGUCGCAAAGCUCCCAGAAGGUUACAGUUCCAAAAGCCCUUAUGCAAGACCUCGAGAACUGGCCAAAGUGCAUGAAUUUGAUGAGGCAAUCCACGCUGCCGACAGUUACGCAGGCAAACACUAUCCUUUCAGAAAUAUCGCUACGAGAGCACCAUGGCGUAGGUAUCCCGCCACAGAAGCGCAAUUAGCUAGACUGAACAAGUCGCGCCCCGAGGAUCAACAACUUACUCAAGAGAAUACCAACAAAGGACAAGCGGCAGACAUGAUAACGAAGAUUGUUCAUGGCGCUAAAGGACGAUUCGACAAGCUCAACCAGGUUCGACGCAAGAUGGAACAAGAGAAGCAAAAGCAGCAGCAGCUUCAGGAAAGAAUGUCCAGACAUCAGAUACAAGUCGGUCCUGUGCGAUGA
Aureobasidium vineae is the source of this 2025-nucleotide messenger RNA. NCBI's taxonomy places the organism in Eukaryota, Fungi, Ascomycota, Dothideomycetes, Dothideales, Saccotheciaceae. The record is from the annotation of a GenBank genome assembly.